UUCCUGAAUCGGGGUUAGCUGCUUGUUGCUGUGUUUGAUAGCAGCAUGUAGAUGAGAAGCAGAAGAGGGAGAAAGCAGCAGCAGGAGGCGACUUUCUCGAGAAGCAGAGACGAAAAGAGGAAUUUGGGAGAGAGUUGACUUCGAAACAUGGAUUACUGGAGUGCCUUGGAGGUGUACAAAGAGAUGGUGCUGCUGUAUGUGGAGGAGGGCCGGCGGCAGGUGAACUCUCACUGCGCGCACCUGGAACCAUGGCAGAUCAUUGGAGCAACAAUCAUCACCACACUGGGAGCAAUCUGGAUCAAGGGCCUCCUCUUCCAGCAAGAAAGUCUGACAUCACGAAUAAAGAAGCAGUGCUUUCGAAUCAUCAGAAAAAUCCCCUACAUUGGCGGAGCAAUUCAGAGCCAGCUGAACAAGGCUUUGGAUGACAUGUCUGACAGUCUGUGCACUUUGAAGAAUGGGAUGAGCUACACUAAACAGCUGCCAUCUAAAGGUCUCUCUCAGACACAAGUGCUAGACAAAAUCCGAGAGUACCAGACUCUGAAUGAGGUGAAAUGGGAGAAAGGAUGUGUUUCGGGUGCAGUGUAUUGGGGUGACGAAACACUGACCAAACUGCUGGUGAAGGUGUAUGGAGAUUUUGCUUGGAGCAAUCCACUUCACCCAGACAUCUUUCCAGGCGUAAGAAAGAUGGAGGCAGAGGUUGUCAGAAUGUGUUGCACACUUUUCCAUGGUGGUCCCAGCUCUUGUGGCACAGUUACUUCAGGGGGAACUGAGAGCAUACUGAUGGCCUGUAAAGCAUACAGAGACAUGGCGUAUGAACGAGGUGUCAAAUACCCUGAAAUUGUUGCACCUGUGAGUGUCCACGCAGCCUUUAACAAAGCAGCACAUUAUUUUGGUAUGAAGCUGGUUCAUGUGCCCCUUGACAAUAAAACUAUGAAAGUAGACGUGAAGGCUAUGAAGAGAGCUAUCGGCAAGAACACAGCCAUGCUCGUGUGCUCAGCACCGCAGUUUCCACAUGGAAUCAUGGAUUCUGUUGAGGAAGUCGCUAAGCUGGCUGUACGUUAUAACCUCCCGCUGCAUGUGGAUGCGUGUCUUGGAGGUUUUCUCAUUGGCUUCAUGGCCAAGGCUGGUUAUUCACUCGCACCGUUCGACUUCAGGGUAAAAGGUGUCACCAGCAUGUCUGCAGACACCCACAAGUAUGGCUACGCCCCCAAAGGCUCCUCUGUAAUCCUGUACAGUGAUAAAAAAUACCGUCACUACCAGUACUUUGUAGCUCCAGACUGGCAGGGGGGAAUCUAUGCCUCACCCUCUGUCGCAGGCUCCAGGCCAGGUGGAAUCAUCGCCGCCUGCUGGGCGACCAUGAUGCACAUGGGAGAGAAUGGAUACUUAGAUGCCACCAGGAAAAUCAUCAGUACAGCACGCAAAAUCAAAACAGAAAUCCGCAAGAUAAAAGGAGUGUUUGUGUUUGGGGAUCCGGAGGUGUCAGUAGUGGCAAUAGGAUCAGAUGAUUUUGAUAUUUUCCGUCUGUCUAAUGCUCUGACGUCGAAGGGCUGGAAUCUGAACACUCUACAGUAUCCAUCCAGCAUCCACAUUUGUUGCACAGUUCUGCACACCAAGCCUGGAGUUGCAGAUCACUUUAUUCGUGAGGUCAAAGAGCAGGUUGCCAUCAUCAUGAAGAACCCCAAAGAGAAAACUACAGGAAUGGGAGCGAUCUAUGGCAUGGCCCAGUCCAUCCCAGACAGAUCCAUGGUGACAGAGAUCUCCCGAGGCUUCCUCGACUGUCUCUACAGCACUGAGGUGCGCGACACCGGCCACAUGAACGGCAACGGCAAAGCCCACUGAAACAGAAUUGGGGCCCCUCGCAGCCUGAGCACACUGCAUGCUUGUUUCCUCUAGAGCUCUGAUUUAACUGCUCAACGGUUGCCUUACCUUGCACACCUACAACAUGGGAGAACAUCUGUGAAGCACAAGCCACUGUCAUUUUAAUCAGGCCACGGGGGAGAAUCACAUGUAAUUCUGUGCCCAAAGGGCUCAGAGAAGUGACAACUUUUUGGUCUUUUCAUUUAAUUAACUCAAUGACGUAGAACUGUGUGACUUAUGUUUUUAAUGUUCAUAUUCAUUUUUUAGCUUUUGUCAAAUGCAUAUGUCUGGCAUAAUUUCAUUGUGAAUUCAUUCAGAUUUAAUUUCUUUAAACUCCAGAAACAUUUCAGCUUGCAAACACUGCUUCAAUGACUCGGCAAAAAAAUUAUACUCUUUAGAAACUCUGUGCUGCCCUCUAGCAUGAAAUCUGAUGUACUGCUCCAGACUGGCUCUAAACGUGGAGGUGUGUCGAGCUGUGUUUGAAUACCAUUUUCACCAUCAUAUAGAAAUAGUUUGCUGGAAAAUAGCAUUUAAAUGAGAAUGCACUGCUAUGCCCUGACAAGAACAUAUCAGGUAAAUCUGUAAUUCACUUGAAACUACACUUCUCUGACUUUAUGUCUGUUUAUUCUUGUUUGCACUGUGUUUGAUGACAUUCAGUUUUUUUUUAAGUCUAUAUUUGUGGUCUAACAUCCACCGUGAUAGGGAUUGAGGACGGAGGGAGAAUAACUUGCAAUGCGUGAUCUUUAAAUACAACAAAUUGUCUUUAAAUGUAAGUGAGGGACAAGUUGCAACCAGGAAAAUGCAUAUUUGAGAGUGGAAAGAGGAAUCCAAAGAUUACCAGCCAUUAUUUUUAUUUUUUUUCCAGAAUUGGGGAAGAACUUGCGCAUAGUCGUUGGUUUGUAAAACAACUAUCUUAUCUUAUAAUAACAGACUGGACUGAAAGAUGUUUCCAACCCUGGUCUAGUGUAUAUUGCACACUUUUACUCAGUCUGCAGAGUCACCUGUGUACUACCUUAUUUUAAUUAUUUAAAUCUACCUCAGUUUCUGCUCAUCCACUUAUAUACAUUCUAACAGGGCAACUGUUUUUAUUUUCCAUUUAUAACAGAAACUGCAAUAGUGUUGUCAGUAAUAAUCCGUUCAGCAGGAAAUGUGUGCAUUUAACAAUAAGUUGUUGUUUUGGUGUCACAAGGUAACACCAAAAGGACCUUGUGUUGUUCUCAUGACGUGUGCUCUUAACAUUUUUGCUUCUUGAUUUUGUAUUUCCAUGUUUGUGCAAUAUGUUUUCCUUUUUAAUGAAUGAGAAAUGAAUGGGAAUACUCCACUAUCAAUGUUAUGUUAUUAGAGGCAUUGUAUUGAAGAUGUUAUUGGUGUAAUUUACCAUUCGUGUUUAUUAGUCACUUAAUUUGUGAGGCUUUUCUUAACGACCUGUGAUUUUACACACGGAGCAGUUUUACAAAGAUGAUAGAUGAAUGUAUUUUAGCUUAUUACGUGCAGGGACGUUUUUUCAUCUUUUGUUCAUUCACACCUGGUUAAAAGACUAAUGACAGAUAUUAGGACAUUAACAGCUCCACUAAACCCAUCCAUCUUCAAUUACUGCAGCCAGUGACAGGAUGUGGAGACAUGCCUGUGCAAAACAAACAAACAAGGGCUUCUCCAACAACAAACAACCAUCCAAUUUGCUUUUUAGACAAACGUAUGAUGAAUGAAUGGCAAAGAAAUAUCUUUUUAAUAAAACUGUUUAAUUCAAA
Molecule: messenger RNA, 3605 nt
Organism: Solea senegalensis (Senegalese sole)
Lineage: Eukaryota; Metazoa; Chordata; Actinopteri; Pleuronectiformes; Soleidae
Gene: sgpl1
Product: sphingosine-1-phosphate lyase 1
Exons: 14
Coding region: 148-1839 (563 amino acids)
Biological process (GO): carboxylic acid metabolic process; sphingolipid catabolic process
Cellular component (GO): endoplasmic reticulum
Molecular function (GO): pyridoxal phosphate binding; sphinganine-1-phosphate aldolase activity
Source: RefSeq, a predicted model, not a curated record